Molecule: messenger RNA, 1029 nt
Organism: Gongylonema pulchrum
Lineage: Eukaryota; Metazoa; Nematoda; Chromadorea; Rhabditida; Gongylonematidae
Source: the annotation of a GenBank genome assembly
AUGGCAAAACAAGUGCUCGACCUGUAUGAGCUCUAUCGAUUGGUUGUACAGCAUGGUGGUCUGGUGGAAAUUAUCAACAAAAAACUGUGGCGAGAAAUCACCAAAGGUCUCAAUUUACCAUCAUCCAUCACGUCGGCUGCGUUCACUUUGAGGACACAGUACCAGAAAUACUUGUAUGAUUAUGAGUGCGAAAAAGAAGGGCUUAGUACGGCUUCGGAUUUACAGCAAGCAAUUGAUGGAAAUAGGCGUGAAGGGAGGCGGAAUACCUCUGCCUCCUCUAAUUAUCCACAGGUCGGGUAUUCGGUCGCUGCCCAACACAAUUCAUCAUCGCUGCUCAACAAGCACAUCAAUGGUACCAUAAGUUUGCGAAACGGUUUGGACGAUGAUGCAGGUCUAGGGCCAUCUUCACAGCAAGCUGCCCUUGUAGCCGCUUACCGGGUCGAACAGCUUGCUGCUUUGGAAGCCCAGCAAAGGCAGUUUGAACGAGCGCAAAGGGCUGCUGUAGAAGCAGUGACCCGGCAUUCUGCACAUGUCAGCAACAACAACAGCAGUAAUUGCAACAACAAUAACAAUAACGUUAAUAACAGCACAGGAAGUAGCAUGAGCCUUUAUCAGCACCAAUCGGGUCGCGAAUCAACUUCAUCCACCGAUUCCGAUGGUGUGUCGCCUGCCAAACGGGCCCGAACAAGUUCCUCCACAAACGUGGCUGCAAGUGGCGGAAGUGCGUCUGCCAACGCUGCUGCAGCUGCUGUUGCUGCCGCUGCAGCGGUUGCUGCGCUGAACGAUGAAAAUGGGCUUAGCAAUAAUUUAUUAUCAAAUUUGGCCACUGAACGUCUGUUUGGAGCGAAUUCUCUUGUGGUUUCGAUGGAAAUCAAUGGUACCAUGUAUCAGGGUGUGUUAUUUGCGCUUGGUGGCUGUGGAGCGGGUGGUGUGAACAAUUCGCAGAAUCCGUUUCACGGGGCUACCGACGCAGCUGCACUGGCCGCUACGGGCUUAAAUCUAGCCACGACACUCAAGAAUCAAUUAUAG